GAAGGAGUCUUAGGAAAGAGACUUGGCCUAGAGACCCUGGCUAUAAUGUACAGCUUACCUUGGGCAUGAGUAUCUCCAACUUACUUCAUCUUCUCAACAGCAUAGUAACUUGAAAUCCAGGAUGAUUUUCUUCCUGGUAUCGUUCUGCCUUAUGUGUUUCACUGCGACCAGUUUAUCGGUCCGAAUGAUCGUGGGCAGUGCAUUAUUAGCCAUCGGCAUCCUCCUCUUCUGGUACCUCACGAUAUCACGCGAACGGUACGAGAUGCGAUGGUAUGUGCGGGCACAUGUCCAUGUGGUUGAUGCUUGGUAUGAAUUGCGCUGGGCAUUGUCGGAAUAUUUUGCAGCCAUCUCGGAUUGGAUGAGAAGAAUGCCGUGGAUGCCUUCGAACGAUGUUGAGAUGGCGUCAAUGGAUUCGCAUACCACGGCGUCACUGGAAGUUAAUGAUGGAUCAAUGGCGUGCUCUCAUGGGGCGAUGUCAAGAAGUUCGUAUGAGACGGCGUUAGCCAGUUCACAGGCGACAAUGAGCUCUUACGAUACGGCGUCGAUGAGAUCCAUAUAGCGAGUGCUGACGUGUAACGGUUGACUGGAAGGGGACAGGUCGAUGAGCGAGCGGUGUUCUGGCAACCUUGUAAUGCUCGGUGUUAGAGUAUAGCUUUUCCUGCACGAACUUUGGUACGCUAUGCUGG
Messenger RNA from Desarmillaria tabescens, 686 nucleotides. RefSeq lists its product as uncharacterized. The record is from RefSeq and is a predicted model, not a curated record. The transcript has a single exon. The coding region runs from base 122 to 559 and encodes 145 amino acids. Lineage: Eukaryota; Fungi; Basidiomycota; Agaricomycetes; Agaricales; Physalacriaceae.